CUAAAAGUUUGUAAAUAAACUCAGCUGAGUGAUGGAAGAUUUGCCAGAAAACUUGCAAGUGAUUAAACUGGAGCCUCCUGGCACACCCGAAAAGGCCAAUAUUAAGGAGCGUCUUAAUCUGCAUGUUAAGCGACGUCUGCAACAAGAGAUGCCCGUUUCCAGUCCUGAAACUCCGCCAUAUGAAGUAGGUACAAUUGCGGGCAACAAGCGCAAUAAAAACACAUCAACGCAGCCCAAGGAAACACAAAAGCAGCGAAAACCUUAUCAGAAACGUAUGGAUAAGGUAAAGACAGAGACUAACAAGUGCAAAAAAGCUGAAAUUGAAUCUUUUGAUGAACCUACGGAGCCAGAAACAGAGAUAGCAGACGCGAGAAACGUUAGUCGGGAGCGCUGUAAAAACUCAGAUAUACUCAACGUUGUCCUGAGCAGGAAAAAAAGACAAUUAAUGCAAGAUCCAGAAGUACAAUUGUUUUGGUCUAAAAUUGUUGAUGCUCUAAAAAAGUAACACAGAAAGACCUCGACUUAUCGAUUACGCUCAGCGUCGGUUUGAAAAUCAUAGAAUUAGUGAAUUAUUGAACAGUCUAUCCAAUCAUAUUACGUAU
Messenger RNA from Drosophila busckii, 602 nucleotides. RefSeq lists its product as uncharacterized. The transcript is spliced from 2 exons. The coding region runs from base 32 to 505 and encodes 157 amino acids. The record is from RefSeq and is a predicted model, not a curated record. NCBI's taxonomy places the organism in Eukaryota, Metazoa, Arthropoda, Insecta, Diptera, Drosophilidae.